CCGUUCUUUUGGUCGUUCUUCCGUAGUCUCACUCUUAAGCUCUGUGGUUGUGAGUCGAAGGUAGAGGAUGGAAAUAAGCCUGUGAGGUGUUUUACUUUUUGGAAGCAUUUGCAUUUCCCAAAGAGAAUCGUGUCCUGUUGAUUUCUUUUCCUACGUCCAUUUCUGUCAUAUUUUAUAUGAAUAUGCGAGAAAAUUUUGGACGGUGCAAUUCGAAUUUAUUGAUGUCGUAUACGUUUAAGAGCUUUAUAUAAUACAACGCCCAUGUUAUUCGAAAAUCAAAAGGGAAUAACCUACUUCAACGCGACAUGUCCGAGUUUUCUGAAUUUGCCUGGGGAACGGCUGAAGUUAAAAGAGAUCUAGACAUUUCACUUCAAACAGCCAACUCAUCACUCUCACCGGAUGUCGCUUUAGCAGCUCUCAGAGCCUUAGUACUUGCUCGCCCCGAUGCCGGAACUCUUCAAACUGACGAUGAAUUCCUGAUGCGAUUUUUGAGAGCGAGGAAAUUAUGUGUCAAAGACGCGCUCGAAGUGUACGAGAAUUAUUUUCGUUUCCUGCAUCGAAACCGCGAACUUUGUUUUGGCCUAAAGAUCGAGGAUGCUGAGAUAAAGCAGGCACUAGAAGACGGUCUACCUGGUGUGUUACAGCGGCGAGACAGUCGGGGACGACGUAUCAUGGUUUUGUUCGCUGCUCAGUGGGAUCCAAGUCGUUACUCAAUAUCCGCUAUCCACAAGGCAUUGUAUUUAUCUCUCGAUCUGCUUCUUCAAGACUGUGUGGUUAGAGAGAGAGGCUUAAUUCUCGUGAUAGACUGGAGUCAAUUUUCCUUUCAACAGUGUAGCAAACUUCAACCCGCUGCAUUACGUGAGAUUGCCGAAGGAUUAGAAUAUUGUUAUCCCGUCCGUUUCAAGUCUAUUCACUGCGUCGCACAACCUUGGUACAUUGAAGCUGCUGUAUCGCUUCUUAAACCCUUCCUACGUGGAACGUCAAGAGGAAAGAUUUUCAGUCAUGGCAAUAACCUGUCCAGCUUGCAUCAAAUACUUUCACGAGAAAUCUUACCUGCGGAACUAGGAGGAGAACAAGGACCAUAUCAGUCUUCCCUUUGGAUCGAUAACUUGAUAAGAGCGAGCCAUGACACACCGGAUCGAAAUCAGAGUAUUGAUUGACUAUUUUAAAUGUCUCCUCGUAAUAACGGAUUUUUAUUUAAUAAACGAGAAAAAAAUUUGUGCUUAAA
Molecule: messenger RNA, 1228 nt
Organism: Daphnia pulicaria
Lineage: Eukaryota; Metazoa; Arthropoda; Branchiopoda; Diplostraca; Daphniidae
Product: clavesin-2-like
Exons: 9
Coding region: 306-1160 (284 amino acids)
Cellular component (GO): membrane
Molecular function (GO): phosphatidylinositol bisphosphate binding
Source: RefSeq, a predicted model, not a curated record